Molecule: messenger RNA, 1077 nt
Organism: Penicillium coprophilum
Lineage: Eukaryota; Fungi; Ascomycota; Eurotiomycetes; Eurotiales; Aspergillaceae
Exons: 2
Coding region: 1-1077 (358 amino acids)
Source: RefSeq, a predicted model, not a curated record
AUGUCCAAAUCCAAAUCCAAAUCCAAAUCCAACCCUCUCAUAUCCCCUACAGCACCGAUAGCCCUCCAACCCCACCACCUCCUCUCCCCGCCAGCAGAUCUCCUAACCAAUACUGCAACGACCCUGACAAUCACACCCACCCAAGACAGCAAACAGCUCUGCCCCGCCUACACAGUCUACCGCACCCGCCCACACGAAGCCCCGGGUAGCCCAGACCGCGACGUCCUCCUCUACACCGUGUUCGGAAAACCAUGGCCAAACACGAGCCGCGUAGUCUGCGACACGGAGAACGUGCCGGUGCUCAUAAUACGCCGUGUUUGGUUGUCAACCAUGCGGAAGUGGAGUGUGAGACUUCCGAAGCAAACUCCGGGGACUGCGGAUUUAUUGGUAGCUUCUAUACCUUGGGCUGGCGACGGGCCUGGGUCCAGAGUUGGGGUUGGGGGUGGAUUUGGGCUUGAGGUGCGUUUUGUGAAUGCGCUUGCAAUUAGGCUGGAGUCUGGAGCUGUAGAAAGUGAAAGUGGGAGCGGAUUGGCGGUGUCGGACGAGCCGCCGCCUUAUAGUGCUGUUUCUGGGGAUGCGGGUGUGGCGCAGAGGAACGAGAAAGAGAUACAUCCACCACUCCCCGAUUCACAUCCACAUACUGCUCAGUCCAUUCUCCCCUCCUACGACUCUGUCCGCCGAGACUCGCCUAAUUCCCUACGAGAUCUGCUCGAUGCAAUCGAGCCGCCGCAAGAGCCAGCGCCGGCUUCACCAUUCCCUUCAUCUUCAUCGCUGAAUGCCAAUCAAAGUUCUAGUCCCAGUCCUGGACUAGGACAUAUUGCAGAAGUCGACGCACCCCCCAACGCAAAGGUUGAGUUGAGAGUGAUGCAGCUAGCUGGGUCCGGUACGGGUGUGAUGAUGGGUAAUCAGAAGAUCAUGCAUAUCACGAGACACAAUGUGAUAGACUACAGUAAAUCCAAAGUGAAGUCGAGGCCGAGGUGGGAGGUAGAGGUUCGCGAGGGAGUAGAUUUGUUACUGGCUGUGAAUAUCGUGUUGAUUAUGGCUGAGACUUUGUCGUCUCAGAUUAAAUGGAGGUAA